This is a messenger RNA of Sceloporus undulatus (fence lizard), 1425 nucleotides long. RefSeq names its product translocating chain-associated membrane protein 1-like 1. The transcript is spliced from 11 exons. Gene Ontology annotation, biological process: protein insertion into ER membrane; SRP-dependent cotranslational protein targeting to membrane, translocation. Gene Ontology annotation, cellular component: endoplasmic reticulum membrane. NCBI's taxonomy places the organism in Eukaryota, Metazoa, Chordata, Lepidosauria, Squamata, Phrynosomatidae. The record is from RefSeq and is a predicted model, not a curated record. Bases 146 to 1258 code for a protein of 370 amino acids.
CUCCACGGCGAUUGGGCAGAGAGGGAGAAAAAGGCGGGGAAGAGUUGUAGAACGCGGGAGGGAGGGUGUUUACUGGGCGUGAGGCAACGAGGAGUUUUAAAAAAAGGAACUCGAGGCCGGCGGCCGCUUCUCCUUGUCUGUCUCUAUGGGGCUUCGGAAGAAGAAUAAGAGCCCUCCAGUCCUGAGCCAUGAGUUCAUUAUCCAGAACCACGCGGACGCCGUCUCCUGCCUGGUUAUGGGGCUCCUAUUGGGGCUCAUGUUUGAGAUUACAGCCAGAUAUGCCAUCAUGUUUAUUACUGUUCAAUAUAAUGCUACCUAUACAACAGAUGAAAGACCAGAACCAGUUCAUUUCUAUGAGUAUGGUCCAAAAGAUGUAGCAACCAUCUUUUUCUACAUGCUUAUAGCCAUUAUUCUGCAUGCAGUGAUUCAGGAAUACAUACUAGAUAAAAUUAAUAGACGUCUCCACUUAUCAAAAACAAAGCAUAGCAAAUUCAAUGAAUCGGGGCAACUAGCAUUUUUUUACUUGUUUUCAUUCGCCUGGGGAGCAAGUAUUUUGUCUGCAGAAGAAUUCACAACAAACCCAACUUUGCUGUGGAAAGAUUACCCUCAUUCUCACAUGUUCUUUCAGGUUAAAUUUUUUUAUAUCUGCCAAAUUGCCUAUUGGCUUCAUGCACUGCCAGAACUCUACUUCCAAAAGAUUAGAAAGGAAGAUAUUCCAAGACAGUUGCACUAUAUCUGCCUUUAUAUUGCUCACAUAUCUGGUGCCUACAUUUUUAACCUUCAGCGUUUGGGUCUAAUUUUGUUGGUACCUCACUACCUGGUGGAACUUAUCUUUCAUGCUUCCCGUCUUUUCUACUUCAGUGAUGAGAAUAAGCAGAAAGGAUUUACUCUUUGGGCUCUACUGUUUGUAAUGGCUCGUCUUCUGACACUGACUUUGUCAGUCCUCACUUUUGGAUUUGGUCUGGCAAGAGCAGAGAAUCCUGGCUUUUCCAUAGCAGAUGGAAACUUCAAUAUACUCACUAUUAGAAUCAGUUGUCUGGCUGCCAUAUGUUUGACCCAAGCAUGGAUGAUGUGGAAAUUCAUCAAUUUCCAGUUAAAGAAAUGGAGAGAACAUAUACAGAACCAAAUUCCUAAGAAAAAAACAAACAUAAAGCUUAAAACAACAAAAAAAGAAUCAUGCAAAACUAACUUUGUCAAUGGAGCAGUAAAAUUUGAAGAAGGCACAUCACCUAGAAAAAGAAAAUCAAAAUUCUCGUGAAGAGUAGAGGACUAGAGGGCAGUGAUUUAAAGAAGAACUUUAAUUAAAGGAAAAGAAAAAUUCCUUCACCACUGAGACAAUAAGAGACACUCUAUUUCACUGUUCUGGCUAAAAGACACUGGUUGAAAUAAUAUAUUUUUAAAUAUAUGUUUAUCAAACAAAAUUUA